AUGAUAACAUUCCCAACAUAUCGCAACUCAAGAAACAAUCCAAUGGGUAAUACUCUUGAUCUUGUCAUUACCGAUAAAUCAAACACAGUUAAAGACCUCAAAAAGGAUGAUCCUAUCGGAGACACACCUAAGGCUAAAGCUCACUUCCUAAUCACUGGACAUUUCGAAACUAUGAAUUUUGAAGUACCAGCUACAUUUCAUACACGUUAUAUUCGGAGCAAAGUGAACUAUCAAAAAAUAUCAGAAUAUAUCAUGGAUUACGAUUGUGACAAAAGCUUUACUAAUCAUUCAGCAAACUUUAACUACCAACUACUUGUAAAAAAAUACAUUCCAGUGACUUCUGUUCCCUUCAAAACAAAAAAAGAACCUUGGACCACACCGGAAGUUAAAGAAGCGGUUUUUUAUAAACGUAAUCUCUGGAGGCAAUAUGUCGCUUCUGGAACUAAAACACAUGAAGCACUCAGGAGUAAGUAUAAAAUAGCUUGUAAACAUGUAUCAGAGGUAAUAAAAAAAGCUAUUAAAAGAUACGAACAUCAGUUAGCUAGUAUUUUAAAAAAUGACCCAAAGAAACUUUAUGAUCACAUCAAAAAUAAAGAAAAAACUAAUAACUCACUUCAAGCUCUCGAAGAUGACAAUAAAAACAUUAUAACCGACGGUGCAGUUAUUUCAGAUAUUCUAAACAAUUACUUUCAUUCUGUAUUCACUACUGAAAAACUAGAUUCGCUGCCAGAUUUCGGAUCACGUACAAAUGUAUCUUGCACUAUAGACUUAAAUUUCAAAUCGGCGACUUCAGUUCAAGAAAGACUAAAAAAGCUCAUUGAAACUAAGUCAAAAGGAUAUGACGACAUACACCCACGAGUAUUACGCAACUGCGCGUCAGCAUUUGCAAUUCCAUUAGCUAUGAUCUACCAAAAAUCAAUUUGUGAUUCACAGGUUCCAGAGCUUUGGAAAAGAUCAAAUGUCAUGCCAAUUUUUAAACAAGGCAGCAAGCAGAACCGAGCCAAUUAUAGACCAGUCUCACUAACAUCGGUACCCUGCAAAAUUAUAGAAGGUAUUACACACGAAAAAAUCAUAAAUCAGUGUCUUAGCAAUAACCUAAUAUCCAAAGAACAGCACGAAUUUCUUCAAAGUAAAGGAUGCAUAUCGAACUACUGA
This is a messenger RNA of Hydra vulgaris (swiftwater hydra), 1155 nucleotides long. RefSeq lists its product as uncharacterized. The record is from RefSeq and is a predicted model, not a curated record. Lineage: Eukaryota; Metazoa; Cnidaria; Hydrozoa; Anthoathecata; Hydridae.